CAAAAAAAAAAAAAAAAAAAGAGAUAACAUGUUGCCUAUGUGUUCACCAUUCUUAAAAACAAAGACGGUACAGAAAGGAAAGUAGCGAAGUGAUAGAGUUGUCUUUUGUGUGUAGUCUUGUGUAAUAAGGAAUACAUGCGAGUCUGGUCUUCAUGGGGUUUUGUAGUGAGUGUCAGUAGAUGUCAGUGUAGUGAUGUUCCGAAUGGUGUUUUUUGUAUUUGCAGCCCACGAUUCUCUGCAAGUGGUAUGGGAACUGCGCUUUUGAAGUUCUACAUUGAUAAAACCCCCGUGCAUCAUCACUUACCCACUCAAAUGAUUCCCCCUCAAUGUUUGGAAAUUGCCUUGUAAUCGAUCGCGCUCGUCAGCCACUAGCCAACUUGAUCUGCCGCGGACUGUCGGAGCAAACGAGUACGCACUCAAGGCCACCGCACACUGCCUAGUCGAUCAAAUGGACAGCCAAGCAUCAACCUGCCAUGUGGUGGCGAUGCCGUAUCCCGGACGAGGCCACAUCAACCCCAUGAUGAACCUGUGCAAGAUCCUUGCCUCCCAAGCCCCGCGCAUCGCUAUCACCUUCGUCCUCACUGAGGAGUGGCUCGGGCUUGUGGGCUCCGACCUGAAACCGAGCAACAUAUCCUUCGCCACCAUCCCGAACGUGCUCCCAUCUGAGCAGGUCCGGGCUCAGCACUUCCCAGAGUUUCUCGAGGCCGUCUUCACCAAGAUGGAAGCCUCGGUCGAUGAGGUGCUCCUCCGGCUACACCCUCCACCAACCCUCAUUAUGGCCGACGCGUUCCUGUCCUGGGCAGUCGGCAUUGGGAACCGGAGGAACAUUCCAGUGGCCUUGUUUUGGUCUAUUGCUGCGUCAAACUUCUCCUUCUUCUAUCACUUACAACUUCUUGAGCAGAAUGGCCAUUUACCAGAGAAUUUGUCAGAAAAAGGGGAUGAAAUGGUGGAUUAUAUUCCUGGGAUUCCUCCAACACGUUUGACGGACUUGGUUGGUGGAAGGAGCGAACAGAUGAUGCAGAGACUGCGCUCAAUGGUCGACUGGGUCCAUCGAACACAGUACCUGUUGCUUUCUUCUGUGUACGAGAUCGAAUCUCAGACUGUCGACGCUCUGAAACCGAGCCUGUCGUUUCCUAUCUACACCGUCGGUCCAUCCAUCCCAUACUCUAAGCUCAAAGACAAUCCACGCUCGAACAGCGACUUGGAUUACAUAACAAAGUGGCUAGACCGCCAGCCUGGUAGCUCUGUUUUGUACGUGUCCCUAGGCAGCUUCCUUUCGAUCUCCAGCUCCAAAAUGGACGAGAUCGCAGCGGGGUUGCGCGACAGUAAUGCCCAAUUCUUGUGGGUGGCGCGCGACGAGGCGUCUAGGCUGAAGGAGCUGUUGCCCGAAGGUGACUUGGGGAUUGUGGUGCCGUGGUGCGACCAAUUGAGGGCACUGACGCAUCCCUCAGUUGGGGGGUUUUGGACCCACUGCGGAUGGAACUCAAUCCAGGAGGGCGUCUACGCGGGGCUUCCGUUUCUGGCGUACCCGAUAGCCAUGGACCAAGGUCACAAUUGCAAGAUCAUCGUGGACGAUUGGAAGGUCGGGUGGAGGGUCGGCAAAGGCGACAUCGCUGGGCUAGUGCACAAGUUCAUGAAUUUGGGCGAUAGUGAGAGCAUAGAAUUGAGGAGGAGGGCCAAACACCUUCGGGAGUUAUGCCGCCAUGCGAUAGGGUUGGACGGAUCGUCUAGGACUAAUAUCUGCACCUUCAUUAGAGACAUUUCGAGUGGCAUGGGGAAACAUUCAAGACAUUAAUUAGUAGUACUUCAGCCUCUUGUUGAGCAAAGCUAGAAGUAUUGUUUGUUGCGAGGGUUAAAGCUUCCCAUAAAAGUAAUAGUUUGGCCAAAGGAAAUGAUAUGGAGGCAGGAGAACCUCAUCGGUUUCAAUGUUUUCGAGGUUUGAUGUACCAAGAAAUGAUCCAAGGGAACAUGAUAAGUCUUGAUCUACUUAAGGCUUAGCGUUUCUUAAAACUGUAUAUUUGUAUUUAAGAUUCUUGUAUUUGAUAGGGUUUCAUGGA
Molecule: messenger RNA, 2057 nt
Organism: Eucalyptus grandis
Lineage: Eukaryota; Viridiplantae; Streptophyta; Magnoliopsida; Myrtales; Myrtaceae
Product: UDP-glycosyltransferase 87A1
Exons: 2
Coding region: 449-1795 (448 amino acids)
Molecular function (GO): UDP-glycosyltransferase activity
Source: RefSeq, a predicted model, not a curated record